Messenger RNA from Dioscorea cayenensis subsp. rotundata (Guinea yam), 2042 nucleotides. RefSeq names its product protein NRT1/ PTR FAMILY 6.4. Gene Ontology annotation, cellular component: membrane. Gene Ontology annotation, molecular function: nitrate transmembrane transporter activity. The record is from RefSeq and is a predicted model, not a curated record. The coding region runs from base 187 to 1941 and encodes 584 amino acids. The transcript has 5 exons. Gene Ontology annotation, biological process: transmembrane transport; response to nitrate. Lineage: Eukaryota; Viridiplantae; Streptophyta; Magnoliopsida; Dioscoreales; Dioscoreaceae.
AAUGAGCAACUCCACUCCCUCUUAUCCCUCCUAACCUUCUCUCCAAUCAUUGACAUCCCAACACUCCUACCUCUCUUUCUCUAUAAGUUCAUACAGCCAGCUUCCAUUUGAGCAACUCCAUCUCUUACUCCAACUCCACUUUUAGUUUUCUUUCUCUCUCUUGUAUCAAGACAAGCAUUGGAAACAAUGGUGAUGGCAGGAGGAGUGCAUGAAGUAGAGGAUGAUGAUUUAUCUGUCUAUGAUUUCAAAGGCCAACCUGCUGAUAAGUCUCGUACUGGUGGUUGGCUUGGUGCUGGACUAAUCUUGGGGAGUGAGUUUGCUGAAAGAGUAUGUGUGAUGGGAAUAUCAAUGAAUCUUGUUACAUACUUAGUUGGAGACCUUCAUCUCUCAACUUCCAAAUCUGCCAACAUUGUUACAAACUUCAUGGGCACACUCAACCUUCUUGCUCUCUUUGCUGGCUUCUUGGCUGAUGCUAAGCUUGGCCGUUAUCUUACGGUUGCCAUCUUCGCAUCUAUCACUGCCGUUGGGGUGAUUUUACUGACAAUAGCGACCACCUUAAAUAAUAUGAGGCCACCAGAAUGCGACAAUUAUCGACAAAACCACCAUAACUGUAUUCCGGCAAGCGGCAAGCAACUUGUACUACUCUUUAUUGCUCUUUACACCAUCGCUACAGGUGGCGGUGGCAUCAAAGCCAACGUUUCUGGCUUCGGAUCUGAUCAAUUCGAUCACCGGGACCCUAAAGAAGAAAAAGCCAUGAUUUUUUUCUUCAAUAGGUUCUACUUUUGCAUCAGUAUUGGAUCAUUAUUUGCGGUAACAGUUCUGGUGUAUGUGCAAGACAAUGUAGGUAGAGGAUGGGGUUACGGUGUAUCUGGGGCGACAAUGGUGAUGGCAGUGAUGAUAUUACUCAUCGGAACACCGUUGUAUCGGUACCGGAGACCGAAAGGGAGCCCUUUGGCAGUGAUUUGGAGGGUGGUGGUGAAUGCAUGGAAGAAGAGAUAUGUUGCCUAUCCUGAUCAUCCAAGCUUGCUCAAUGAGUACCACACAUCCAAAGUCCCUUACACUGAAUAUUUUAGAUGUCUAAACAAAGCAGCAAUAACAGAGGAGACCUCCAAUGGCACAACAAACAGAAUCUCUGAUCCAAGUUCAACAUCAACAGUAACUGAAGUAGAAGAAGUGAAGAUGAUACUCAAGCUUCUCCCCAUCUGGUCCACCUGCAUUCUCUUCUGGACAAUCUACUCCCAAAUGACCACAUUCUCAGUAGAACAAGCCACAUACAUGAACCGAAACAUCGGUUCCUUCGUCUUCCCUUCCGGCUCGCUCUCCGUCUUCCUCUUCAUAACCAUCCUCCUCUUCACUUCGCUCAAUGAAAAACUCCUUGUCCCCAUCGCUCGCCGUUUUACACACAAUGCACAAGGGAUCACAAGCCUCCAGAGAGUUGCAGUAGGACUAGUGUUCUCAUUGAUAGCAAUGGUUGCAUCUGCAAUUGUUGAGAAACAAAGGAGACAGUCAUUUGUUAUGGAUGGGAAUGCAAUAAGUGCAUUCUGGUUAGUACCUCAGUACUUCUUAGUUGGGGCUGGUGAAGCAUUUGCUUAUGUUGGGAUGCUUGAGUUCUUCAUCAGAGAAGCUCCAGAGAGGAUGAAAUCUAUGAGCACUGGACUGUUUUUGGCAACCCUGUCAAUGGGGUUCUUCUUGAGUAGUUUGUUGGUUUCUCUUGUGGAUAAGGCUACAAAUGGAGGGUGGAUUAAGAAUAACUUGAACAAAGGGAGGUUGGAUUACUUCUAUUGGAUGUUGGCAGUGCUUGGGGUGAUCAAUUUCUUGGUGUUUCUAGGAUUUGCUAGCAGGCAUCAGUAUAAGGUGCAAAGGGUUGAAGUGAAGAACCAGGGUGGAUGUGAACUUGAUGAAUGGAAGGAAGAUAAUUUUAAGGAAAGUAUCAAUGUGUAAAUCUUUGCAGGGUUCUUGUUUCGGUUUGUCGUAUAAAUAUGCUAUCUUGUUUGUUUGCUGUUCUCUUGAAGCAUGAAAUGCAGAGAGCUACAGUUUCCCCC